This is a messenger RNA of Pristis pectinata (smalltooth sawfish), 2289 nucleotides long. Its product is annotated as cGMP-dependent protein kinase 2. The transcript is spliced from 18 exons. Gene Ontology annotation, molecular function: cGMP-dependent protein kinase activity; ATP binding. Bases 1 to 2289 code for a protein of 762 amino acids. The record is from RefSeq and is a predicted model, not a curated record. NCBI's taxonomy places the organism in Eukaryota, Metazoa, Chordata, Chondrichthyes, Rhinopristiformes, Pristidae. Gene Ontology annotation, biological process: protein phosphorylation.
AUGAUUUAUAUUCGUGCAAUGGGAAACGGUUCUGUGAGAGCGUCAAGGCCUGAACAGAGUAACUCACCCCCUGCCCCGACAGACCCCUCCUUGGAGGUCUUGGACAACCUCAGAAGAAAGAUCCUGGGUCUGGAAGAAGAACUGAGGAAGAAGGAUGAUCAGCUGAGGCAGAAGUCGGAGAAAAUCCAAUCCCUGGAGAAAGAACUGAAAGGAAAACUUUCCCAAAUCGCCAAGCUUCAGGACGCCAUCGGGUACAACACCACUUCUGUGUCCACUUCUGGACACAAGAAACUGGUCAGUGUCAUAAACCAAGGGCCAAAACGUUUUGCCCAGGUGGCGACUGAAAUCCACCGACGCCUCAAGGCCAAAGAGGGGGUGUCUGCAGAGCCGACCUCUCGCAAUUAUUACUGCCACGGUGUGCAGAAGUUCUUCAUUGAGCAACUUCGAGUACGGAAGGACUCCAGCUUAAAGAAACUGAUAACUGAUGCAAUAAUGCAAAACGAGUUCCUGAAGAAGCUGGAGCCCCAGCACGUGCGGGAGAUUGUCGAAUGCAUGUACGAGAGAAGCUACCAAGAAACCGAUCUCGUCAUCCAGGAGGGAGAACCAGGAAACCAUCUCUACGUUCUGGCAGAUGGGACUUUGGAAGUUAUGCAGAACGGCAAAUUAUUGGGGCAGAUGCAUCCUGGGACGGCGUUUGGCGAGCUUGCUAUUCUGUACAACUGCAAAAGGACUGCUACGGUUAAAGCUGUGACGGAAUCUUGGAUAUGGGUUCUGGAUCGUCAGGUUUUCCAGAGCAUCAUGAUGGAAACAGCACAGGCGAGGAACAAGAAGUAUUUCAACUUCCUCAGCAGUGUUUCUCUACUGAAAGACUUGCCUGAAGAGAAAUUGUCCAAGAUCGUUGAUUGUCUUGAAGUUGAUUACUAUGAUAAGGGAGACUAUAUUAUUCGUGAAGGGGAGCAAGGUAGCACCUUCUUCAUUAUUGCAAAAGGAAAGGUCCGUGUGACACAGUCAAGAGAGGGAGGUGAAGAACCACAAGAAAUUAAGAAAUUAAGGGCAGGAGAAUAUUUUGGAGAGAAGGCUUUAAUAAGUGAGGAUCUUCGCUCUGCAAACAUUAUUGCAGAUGAUGAUGAUACCCAGUGCCUGGUAAUAGAUCGCGACAUCUUUAACCAGAUGGUUGGCACCUAUGAAGAGCUACAGACCUACCUGAAAGAGUAUGUGGAACAACUCUCCCGCAGCGAUGAGAACAGAAAUGCAAUGUCAGUAUCCUCCAAGUCACCGGUUUCCAAUGAGUGUAUCGAGGUCAUGCGACUGAGGGAAAAGGUGGCCAAGUUCUCAAACACGUUCCCCACCAACAACUUUGACAUCAUUGCUACCCUGGGCAUGGGGGGUUUCGGCCGCGUGGAUCUGGUGAAGCUGAAGGAUGAAGAUGUCACCUUUGCCCUGAAAUGUAUCAAAAAGAAACAUGUUGUGGAUACUCGGCAGCAGGAGCAUGUCUACUCGGAGAAGAACAUUCUGCUUCAGACCAAAUCUCAGUUCAUUGUGAGAUUGUACCGAACUUUUCGAGAUUCCAAGUAUGUGUACCUGCUCUUGGAGGUUUGUCUGGGCGGGGAGCUGUGGAGUGUCCUACGUGACAUGUGUUGCUUUGAUGAACCAACAGCCAGGUUUUGUGUUGGAUGUGUUGUGGAGGCUUUUGAUUACUUGCACAACAGAGGAAUUGUCUACAGGGAUCUCAAGCCUGAGAACUUACUGCUGGACUCUGACGGAUAUGUGAAAAUGGCUGAUUUUGGUUUUGCUAAGCGGAUUGGCCUGGGCAAGAAGACCUGGACAUUUUGUGGAACCCCUGAGUAUGUUGCUCCAGAGAUCAUCAUGAACAAGGGCCAUGACUUUGGGGCAGAUUACUGGUCUCUGGGAAUCCUGGUCUAUGAGCUUCUGACUGGAAAUCCUCCUUUUACUGGACCUGAUCCAAUUGAAAUUUACAAUAUGAUUUUGAAGGGAAUGGAGAAAGUGGAUUUUCCAAAACGGAUCCCCAAACGACCAGCGGAUCUGAUCAGGAGACUGUGCAAAGUUAAUCCAAUGGAGAGACUGGGAAACAAGAAGAAUGGAAUAAAUGAUAUUCGGAAACAGAAGUGGUUCCAAGGCUUUGACUGGGAGGGGCUCCGAACUCGGAAAAUGAAAUCCUCGCUUAAAAGAGAGUUGAAAGGACCAACAGAUCACAGUCACUUUGACAGUUUCUGUCGUGACCAUGAAGAGCCUCCAGAUGAGUUCUCAGGCUGGGAUGAGGACUUCUGA